AUGAUCAAACUUCGUUUAAUCUUGGUUGUCAUUAUGGUUUUUGCAAUUACUAUCGCUGUUGCUCUACCGAUACCUUCUCUUGAUGAUGAUGAUGGUAGCGGCUUUCGAGGCACCACGACUUGCAAAAACAGCAGAAAAAGGUGUAUACUUCUCAAUACCGGCGGCGGACAUCACGGAAAUACUAAUGAUGAUAACCCAGACACUGCCGCCAUUUAG
Molecule: messenger RNA, 216 nt
Organism: Paraglomus occultum
Lineage: Eukaryota; Fungi; Glomeromycota; Glomeromycetes; Paraglomerales; Paraglomeraceae
Source: the annotation of a GenBank genome assembly